AUGGAUCCAGAACCACCACAGUAUCUAACAUCGAUUCUGAACCGUUCAAUACCACACACACCUGGGGAAAAGCGUCCCAAGGUAACUCUCACAUUCGCACAGUCCCUAGAUGCGAAAAUAUCGGGACAGAAUGGUGCACAGCUUAUCCUGAGUGGAAAGGAGAGCAUGAUCAUGACGCAUUGGAUGAGAACGAUGCAUGAUGCUAUCCUGGUGGGAAUAGGGACGGCUGUUAACGAUAACCCGCAGCUGAAUGCCCGCCAUCUUCCACCUAGAAGUCCAUCCUUUGGUCAGGAGUAUUCGUAUAAUCUCCCCCGUCCGAUAAUUCUAGACUCUCAGCUUCGCCUGCCAACGACGUGCAAGCUUUUGGUCAAUUAUAAAAGUGGAAAUGGUAGGCGGCCUUGGGUGCUAUGCGCGCACGAGCCACAGGUCAGCGACGACGUUUGGAAAACGCGCCUUGAGGCCUUACAAGCUGCGGGAGCACGCGUUAUACCUGUUCAAGCUACAGGAGGCCUUCAAGGAUUGCUAUCCGUUCCGUCCCUUUUACAAACACUUCAUGAACUUGGUGUCCAGUCACUUAUGGUGGAAGGAGGCGCUCGAGUUAUUGGAUCUUUCCUUGCCGAACGGGACUCAGUCGAUACAGUAAUAAUAACAAUCGCUGCAAAGUUUGUCGGUAGCCAGGGGGUAGGUUAUGGUGUCGAUAUCGGUCAGGCAUCUCAAUAUGAACAUCUUGAAAGUCAAGCUGUUGGACGCGACACCGUCAUUGCACUGAGUGCCAAAAGUACUUAG
Desarmillaria tabescens is the source of this 786-nucleotide messenger RNA. Its product is annotated as dihydrofolate reductase-like domain-containing protein. Gene Ontology annotation, biological process: riboflavin biosynthetic process. The record is from RefSeq and is a predicted model, not a curated record. The transcript is spliced from 5 exons. NCBI's taxonomy places the organism in Eukaryota, Fungi, Basidiomycota, Agaricomycetes, Agaricales, Physalacriaceae. Gene Ontology annotation, molecular function: 5-amino-6-(5-phosphoribosylamino)uracil reductase activity. The coding region runs from base 1 to 786 and encodes 261 amino acids.